Molecule: messenger RNA, 3129 nt
Organism: Nerophis lumbriciformis (worm pipefish)
Lineage: Eukaryota; Metazoa; Chordata; Actinopteri; Syngnathiformes; Syngnathidae
Gene: mctp1a
Product: multiple C2 domains, transmembrane 1a
Biological process (GO): regulation of neurotransmitter secretion
Cellular component (GO): synaptic vesicle membrane
Molecular function (GO): calcium ion binding
Source: RefSeq, a predicted model, not a curated record
CACACACACACACACACACAGACUUCAGGCUGGCUGGAUGCUGCUCCAGCACCAUGGAGCAAAAGGCGUCCGAGGAUGAAGGCAGCAGCUCCGGGGGACAAGAGUCCUACCAGCGGAGGAUGUGGAAGACUUUCCAGGAGAAAACGAAGCCGUGGCUCAGUCCCAAACUGGGCUCGCAGCGUCGCAGUAGCGGCGGAGCAGAAGGCGCCAAGAAGGAAUCGGGACUGUGGAUGUUUAGGAGGAAAAAGAAACACUUGGACCGAGUCUUCUCGUCCUCGCAGCCCAACCUGCGCUGCUCCUCCCCGCCGCCGCUGUGCCUGGGCGGCGGGGACAAGUGCGGAGGACGGGCUGCGGCCGCCGGGAGUGGGAUCACCUCGCAGCAGAACCUCGGCCCGGCGUCCGGUACCACCGGGAGCAAACCGGAGCUGACGGCCCACGGAAGCCCGAAGCUCCACGUCUCGCAGCUGAUCGCCUCCCAGCACAAGAGCUCCUCUCUGGGCUCGGCGUGCUUCGAGAAGCUGGUGGUGGAUCCUGUCGUGGCCGUGGGGGGAGAGAAGCAGAGCGAUGGUAGCAUCACUACCGUGGACUCUUGUAAUGCAGAGCCUCAGCCUCCGAGUCCAGCCAUGUACCAGCUGGAUAUUGUCCUGAAGAAAGGCAACAACCUGGCCAUCAGAGAUCGCACAGGAACCAGUGAUCCAUAUGUCAAGUUCAAGAUCGCAGGGAAAGAGGUGUUCAGGAGUAAGACCAUCCAUAAGAACCUGAACCCAGUGUGGGAUGAGAGAGUAACGAUCCUGGUGGAAAGCCUGAGGGACCCUCUGUACGUCAAGGUUUUUGACUACGACUUUGGACUGCAGGAUGAUUUUAUGGGCUCAGCAUAUCUCCACUUGGAGUCACUGGAACAUCAGAGGAUGCUGGACGUCUCCCUGGACCUCAGUGACCCACAUUAUCCGGAACAUAACCUCGGCAGCCUGGAAAUAUCCGUCACUUUAUCGCCCCGAGAUGGAGACAUGAGAGACGCGACCAUGCUUUUGAGAAGGAGCUGGAAAAGAUCCAGUAAGUGUCAGAGUAUGCGCCUGUCAGACGUACACAGAAAAGCUCAGCUGUGGCGAGGCAUUGUCAGCAUCAGCCUAAUAGAAGGUCGCAGUCUUCAGCCCAUGGACGACAAUGGCCGGAGUGACCCUUAUGUCAAAUUUAGGAUGGGCCACCAAAAAUACAAAAGCAAGGUGAUUCCAAAAACACUGAAUCCUCAAUGGCGGGAGCAGUUUGACUUCCACAUGUAUGAGGAGCAGGGAGGCUACGUGGACAUUACCUUGUGGGACAAAGACGCUGGCAAGAAGGACGACUUCAUGGGAAGGUGCACCGUGGACCUGUCCCUUCUCAGCAAGGAACACACACACAAGCUGGAGUUGCCGAUGGAGGAAGGCGAAGGCGUGUUGGUGAUGUUGGUGACGCUCACCGCUUCUGCCGCCGUCUCCAUCUCAGACCUGUCAGUCAACGUGUUGGACGACCCGCAGGAGAGACACCUGAUCAAGCAGAGAUACAGCCUGUGGAGGUCACUGCACAACCUGAAAGACGUCGGCGUGGUGCAGGUAAAAGUCAUCCGGGCCGAGGGACUGAUGGCAGCAGAUGUCACGGGUAAGAGUGACCCAUUCUGUGUGGUGGAGCUGAGUAAUGAUCGGCUGCAGACACACACUGUUUACAAAAACCUCAACCCUGAGUGGAACAAGGUCUUCACUUUUAACGUAAAGGACAUCCACUCAGUACUCGAGGUCACGGUUUACGACGAGGACCGAGACAGAAGUGCGGACUUCCUGGGGAAAGUGGCCAUUCCUUUACUAAAUAUCCAAAAUGGAGAACGCAAAGCCUACGCCUUGAAAAGCAAGGAGCUGACAGGGCCAACAAAAGGGGUCAUCUUUCUUGAAAUCGACGUGAUUUUUAAUGCUGUGAAGGCUGGUCUCAGAACGCUGAUUCCCAUCGAGCAGAAGUACAUAGAGGAGGAGCCCAAAGUGUCCAAACAGCUGCUGCUGCGCAACUUCAACAGAGUGAGGCGCUGCAUCAUGUUCCUCAUCAACGCCGGCUACUACAUCAACAGCUGCUUUGAGUGGGACUCGCCGCAGAGGAGCAUCUGUGCGUUUGUGCUCUUUGUGGUGGUCGUCUGGAACUUUGAGCUCUACAUGAUACCGCUGGCUCUGCUGCUGCCCUUGGCCUGGAACUACAUCCUCAUCACGUCGGGCAAGGACACAAGGCAAGAUGUGCAAGCAAUGGAGGACCUGCUGCAGGACGAGGAGGACGAUUUUGACAAAGAUGACAAGGACCCUAAAGAGGAGGAGAGCCGUGAUAAAAACCAUGUCCUCGAUGAUAUGUUGGCUUCCUGGCACUUUGAGUGGAUACGGGCACUGGUGGACUCUGAGAGAAAGGGCUUCAUGAACAAGCUUUAUGCCAUUCAGGACGUGUGUAUCAGUGUGCAGAAUGCGCUGGAUGAAGUGGCCUCCUAUGGCGAGAGGAUAAAGAACACUUUUAACUGGACUGUGCCUUUUUUAAGCUGGCUUGCCAUCGUCACUCUGGGAGUGGCAACCAUCGUGGUGUACUUCAUCCCUUUCAGAUACAUUGUGCUAGCCUGGGGAGUGAAUAAAUUCACCAAGAAGCUACGAGAUCCUUACACCAUUGAUAACAAUGAGAUCCUGGACUUUUUGUCCAGAGUGCCCUCUGAUGUCCAAGUAGUGCAGUACCGAGAGCUGAAACAGGAUCCCAAUCCCAGUCCAAAUAAAAGGAAGAAAAACAACCCCGGGUAGAUGUCCACCCACCAAUUCCUCUCUUGUCCACUUCCUCUCUGCUGCUCCAUUACUGGACUCUGAGGAGCAGAGUCGGAACCUUGUUGAAGUUAACCAAUGUGGCCCAAUGAUUCCCAUUUUGGUUUACGUUCAUUUCAUAAGAUGACAAAAAAAACAAAACAAAACAAAAAAAAAACUACGAAAAGGAUGUAUGGAUUGUUAUGGAGGGAAAUUACUGGCAAAACUCCACAAAAAUAGUUUUAUUUACGCCCCACGAUGCACAAGUUAAACAAUUUUCUUCAAUAGAAAAAAUGAUUCGCAAGUAGAAAAUAACAAUUCUCAAAGAAAAAAAAAACAA